AUGUUGGACGAAUGUCAACCACUAGUGUUCAUAAGAGAUCAAGAAAUUUGGCAGCAUGUUUGUACAUACUUGAAGAAAAAGCUUCUAAUGCAAAAAUCUGUUAAGUUUUCAAACAUUGGUACCUUUGGAUUUACACACCGAGAAUUGAUGCUAACGAAUGGGGUCUAUGUUAAUGUUCAGAAACCAGUAUUUGUACUUUCAGAGAAAAUUUGUCAAUCACAUGAAAUCAUACAGAGAAGACACAUCAUUGAAGGAUCGAUUCCACUAGUCCUAUUGAAUUAUAGUGAGUUGAGCGCAGAAAUAUCAAUACCUAGAGAACAAAUUGAAGAAUGUAUACAAAACGUUUAUACCACGUUAAAUCAAUAUCUAUAUCAUGAUAAAUUUGUGGAAAUUGUAUUUAACGACAUUGGGAAAUUACGUAUAAACAAGCGAAAGGCGAAAUUUUGCUUCUUUAAUAAUUUUUUAAGUGAGCUUGAUAGUAGUGGGAAAUUAGCACAAACAUACUGCAAUCGACCAGAAUCUUCAGACUGUAUAACAACUGACAGAUCUGGACUGAGUAACAGAAGCUACAAGUCCAUAAAAUCUUUGCAACAGUUAGCUACCAUUGAUGAAAACGAAGCACCUCCCUCUUGUAUGCCUAUUAUCAAUGAAAACAGACAGCUGUCAAGAAGACAAGGUAGUCAGAUGAGUUCUGACAGUAAAUCUUCCAAGAGAGAUGUUCAUGAACAGCUUCAGGAUGACAAUGAUUCCUUGGCAUCUUGUAUUCAUACCAGUCGAAUUUACAAAAAUAAUCAAGCUGCUCAAAUCCAGGAUGUUGUGGAAUCUGCUCCUCAAUGUAAUUCUGAUACAGAAGAGUCAAUUUCAGAGAAGAGAUUGAAUCUCAAAUCUCAGAUGUCAGAUCCACAUCCAGAUGUAACCUGUGACCAUGAGACUUUUUCAAACAAUUUCAUUAGACCAGAACUACCUAAACUCGGCGGCCUAUCUGACACUGAGCACUGUACAAAAGAAAGUUCCAAGUCUGUUAGUCACUGUUCUACACCAAAGAUUUCUUCUAAAAGGUCAAGCUAUUCAAGAUCUUCACUGUCUAGCGUGCGCUCCAUGAAAAGUAAUAAUAUUGAAGAAUUAGAAAGAAGAAUACCGAAAAUCGAUGAAAAUUGCAAUCAUGCAUUGAACACAAACAGUAGUGGACUUUGUUAUUUAUGUCAUCAAAGACGUAUACGAAAUAUCCCUGUAGAUAUGAAAGAUGAAAUAAGACAGAGAGAACAAGCUGAAGAAGAGCUCUUACGUAUGUACCAAGCAAUGAGAGCAGAUAAUGAAGUUAAAAAGGAACAGGAAAAUUUACUCAACAGACGUAGUGAAUUGUGCAAACAAGCUGCUUAUAAUAUGGGUGUUGCCUGUGCCAAACAGUUGAAAAAGUCAUAUGUUGAUCCAACAAACUAUGAAACAUUUAUUCUAAACAAAAGACCUCCAACACCACUACGUCAGAUUAAACAGAAUGAAUUAAAAACUGAACUUGAUCAUCAAGUUGAAAAACACUUGUCUGAUGCAAAUCGUUUGAAGGAAAAGGAGCUUUAUUUAGACAAAUUGGAACAAAGUAAACUAACAGAAGAAUUAGAGAAUCAUAAGAAACAAAUGUUUCAGAGUAAAUUAUUGAAUCAAUCAGCAUAUAAGGAAGCUUUAGAUUUUCAGCUUGGUUACAGAUAAACUGCAACGGAAACAAGAACAAAAGGCUAUGCGUCAAUACUUAGAAAACGAAUGGUUGAAGGCUGCUCAACUGAAACACGAUAAGGAAUUACAUGAGAAACUGAGAGAUCAAAGUUAUCAAGGCCUUUUGUUGUUAGAGCAGACAGACAAAUACAAAAGAUGCAAUCAGUGUAGGCGUCGGUUGGAUAAUAUUGGCCAGUCGAAUAUGACAACAGACACGUAUAUUUGGGGAAAACAUUUUAUUGUUUAGCGCAGUUAUCUAUCUAUAUAAUAAAUAGUAGAGGAACACUACAGCUAACUUGCACCAUUUUCAAUGCAUUCAAAUUAUAGGCAAUGUGAUGACUUGAUAUUCUUUUUUUGAAAAACAGAAGUACUCACUUUGAGAUAUCUGAAUCUUUCAUAUACUUACGAGUGUUAUUUUUUUCACUA
Molecule: messenger RNA, 2133 nt
Organism: Trichobilharzia szidati
Lineage: Eukaryota; Metazoa; Platyhelminthes; Trematoda; Strigeidida; Schistosomatidae
Source: the annotation of a GenBank genome assembly